This is a messenger RNA of Thecamonas trahens ATCC 50062, 837 nucleotides long. RefSeq lists its product as uncharacterized. The coding region runs from base 1 to 837 and encodes 278 amino acids. The transcript has 2 exons. The record is from RefSeq and is a predicted model, not a curated record. NCBI's taxonomy places the organism in Eukaryota, Apusomonadida, Apusomonadidae.
AUGCUCCGCCCAACGCCCGGAGCCGUCCCGUCGUUUGUGCAGGCCAACCUGGUUGUGGUGCCUGUGGCCUACGCGCUGGACUUUCUGAUGUUUUGUCUGGCGAAUCCCAAGGCGUGCCCACUGCUCGAUGUCACCGAUCCACAUGCUACUGCUCCGCGCGAGGCUGCACGGGUCGCACCGGGCUCUGAUCUGGCCACAGACGUGCCGCGGUACCGGGUGUGGCGGGCCGGCGAGCUGGAGAGCGAGCCGCGGAGCGUCGACGAGUUGUGGUCGAACGAGCCGGUUGCCGACGGUCCACUCGGCGCCUCACCACUCGAGCCGGGCGCCGAUGGCCGCCCGCUGCCCAUGGUCGGCUUUCUCCUCGGGUGCUCGUUCUCUUGGGAGGACGAGCUGGCGGCGAUCGGCCUGCCGCCGGCGCAUGUUGUGGCCGGCACCAACGUCGCCAUGUACGAGACCAACGUGCCGAACGUCAAGGUCGGCCCGUUUGGCGGCAACCUGGUGGUCUCGAUGCGGCCGUACCUACCGGCAGACUUUGAGGCGGUUGCCUCGCUCACCGGCUGCUAUCCGGGCGCACACGGGGCGCCGGUCGGUUAUGGCGCGCCCGAUGCACUCGGCAUUGCCGAUGUGAGCAAGCCCGACUUUGGUAAUGCUGUCCCCAUCCCUCACGGCGCUGAGCCGGUCUUCUGGGCCUGUGGCGUCACGCCGCAGUCGGCACUCAUGGCCGCCCGCAUCCCGUUUGCCAUCACCCACGCCCCAGGCUACAUGUUUGUCACGGACGUCCUCGAUGCCGAGCUGAAGGCACCAUGCGAGCCGCUGGAUAACCUGCCGCAGCAGUAA